AGACAGGAUUGAACGCGGAGCGUGCACGCAGAUACAAAAAUGCUGUGACGGCGGUGUUCAUGAUUCACGAUGGGCUCUCCCUUGUGCCUGGCAUUUUUGGUCACCGUCGUGUUUGGAUCCGUCAUCCAGAGGAGAGAGGAGACCGAAUCGUGCACGUUCGAUGGGGAGCCCGGUCGCUGUCGAGCGGAAGGCGAGUGUUUUCGGAGCUUUCCCGGCUCGGAAUCGACGCGGAGACGACAGGCCUGCUUCCACGUCGAACACAGGGCGACGAUAUGCUGCCCAAUCACGGGUAACCUCGCGUCUUCCGGCCGGAUCGCGGGAGGGAAGGACACGAAACAGGGAGCAUAUCCCUGGAUGGCUGCUCUCCUUCAGAAGGCCUUCACUCGAAGACCCUUUUGUGGCGGGUCCCUCAUCACGCCAGUCCACGUUCUCACUGCUGCUCACUGCGUCGAUGGGAUUCGCCUAGACCCGAAUUCCUUUCAAGUUAGGAUCGGGGAGCAUAACUUCGAUUCGCAGUCGGAGAAGGAACACAGGGAUUUUCCCAUCCGGCAGGUCCACGUUCACCCCGAUUACGUGGAGACCGAGUUCGUCAUCUACAAUGAUCUGGCCAUCCUCGAACUCGAUAGCUCUUGCAUGGAUGAACCGAGAACCGUCUGUCUUCCGGAUGAACCGGCUGACUUCCGAAAUCGCGAGGCUGUCGUUAUAGGUUGGGGAGUGCCGCAUUUGGGAGGGGAGCAGCAGCCUCCCAUACUCCAGCAAGUGAAUGUGGAGGUUUUUCCGCAUGAGGAGUGCUACUUCAUGUAUGGGGGGAUAACGUAUGAUCAUAUUUGUGCUGGGGAUCCGUGGAGUGGAGGGAGGGACUCGUGUCAGGGGGAUUCUGGUGGGCCCUUGCACGUCCUCCAGCGAGGAAAAUGGGUCCAAGUGGGGAUCGUCUCGUACGGAGUCGACUGCGGAAAGUCUCGACACCCCGGUGUCUACAUGAACGUCUCCACCUACCUGCCCUGGAUUGCCAGUCGCCUCCACCCUUACCGUCUCAACGAGGGGAGAGGGGUCCGAGUUGUGCAUUUUCAAUGGGGAAGCAGGUCGGUGCGAGGUGGAGGGCGAGUGUACGGAGAGGAUCCUCGGCACGGAAUUAUAUCAGAGGCGGACGACGGUGUGUUGCCCGGCGAAGAGGAGUCCCUCGUCCAACGGUCGGAUCGUGGGAGGGGAGAACGCGAAGCCGUUGGAAUAUCCCUGGAUGGCUGCUCUGCUCCAUGUGUCUUCGUCGAGGAAACCCUUCUGUGGGGGUUCGCUCAUCACGCCCUUCCAUGUCCUCACCGCUGCGCAUUGCGUUUACCAGUGCGUCCUCUUUAUGUUACUAUAUUGAGGUUCAUGCGAAUGAUCGCGGUGGUGAUUCGUGGUUCUCUUGACAGUAUCGGCCAAGACCUGAUUUCCUAUCGGGUCCGGAUGGGAGAGCAUAACUUCGACACGGAGUCGGAGGCGCAGCAUCAGGAUUUCUACAUCCGACGGAUCCACAUUAAUCCCAACUACAGGAAGACCGAUUACGCCGUCUACGAUGAUCUCGCGAUCCUCGAGCUGAGCGGUUCUUGGAGGGAGGAUCCAAAAACCGCCUGCCUUCCCGAUCGACCGGUUGACACCCGAAACCGCGAGGCCAUCGUUAUAGGCUGGGGGGUGACGAGCAUGGGAUCUGACUUCCAGCCUUCUGUACUCCAACAAGUCGAAGUGGACAUUUAUCCUCAUGAGAAGUGCGAAAGUCUGUAUAGGGGAAUCGAGUUUACUCAUAUAUGUGCGGGGGACCACGACUUCGGAGGAAAGGAUUCGUGCCUGGGGGAUUCCGGGGGACCAUUGCACGUCUGUCUGGGUCGGAGGUGGGUCCAGGUGGGGAUCGUUUCUUACGGUUUCCACUGUGGGAAGCCCCAGCAGCCGGGCGUCUACGUCAAUAUUUCCUCAUUCUUGCCCUGGAUCGUCGGGAACAUCCACCCGUACCGUCUCAAUGGUAUGCCGCCUUCGAUGGCAAGGUGGGCGGUCGCGAUGUCGGCGGUGGCGCUGAAUUCGGCGUUUGACUUUGCAGAUGACGAGUGCGGGAAGACGUCGGAGGACCCGGGGGGAACCAUCAGAUGCUUCAGCGUCGAUGAAGAAACAGAGGAGAACGAUUUCGACAGCGUGGAUACCGAGUGUGAUUCUACACGUCUUCGUUAUUCUAACAUACUCGGCUUCUUUUCGUCUCUUAUUUACCUCGCGAGGUUGCGUGCCGUGGGGUAUUAG
Molecule: messenger RNA, 2265 nt
Organism: Darwinula stevensoni
Lineage: Eukaryota; Metazoa; Arthropoda; Ostracoda; Podocopida; Darwinulidae
Source: the annotation of a GenBank genome assembly